Messenger RNA from Papilio polytes (common Mormon), 3938 nucleotides. Its product is annotated as erythroid differentiation-related factor 1. The record is from RefSeq and is a predicted model, not a curated record. Gene Ontology annotation, biological process: positive regulation of DNA-templated transcription. The coding region runs from base 171 to 3779 and encodes 1202 amino acids. NCBI's taxonomy places the organism in Eukaryota, Metazoa, Arthropoda, Insecta, Lepidoptera, Papilionidae. The transcript has 16 exons.
UGUGUCAUUUGUGUUUUCAGUUUAGCAGUUUUAGCUAUUUUGAUUUUAAAAAGAAAAAUACCACGAACAUUCUCAGUCGUUCCCACAAACACGGCUGUUUGCAAUCAAGAUCAAGAACUUAAAAUUGUACAGUUUUUACAGAAGUAAUUACUGAAAAUAAAAGGUUAAUAAUGGGAGACUGCGAGAAUGAAAACGACCAUAUGAAAAGAAACAAGGACCGCAGUCCUUCCCCAGGUAUCAAAUCUACAGCUGUAGUGAAGUACACAGCAUUCCAGAGUCCUGUGGGGUAUGCUAGACUGCAAUGUAAUACAGAUCUCAACAUGCCCCCCUCUAACUGGGGGGCGGCUAUUGAUUCAUAUGGCUUGAAACAGAUAUUGACUCGAGGGACUGGAUUUUCAAGCUUUAGAAUGGCGCACAUGUUUCCCGACUGUGUGGGUGAGGUGGAUGUAAUAUCUGAUGCAGAGUGCAUCAAGAAACUACUAAAAUUGCCAUACCAGCCUAAUGGAACAGUCAGUAUGAUGGUUCAUCGAGUGGAAAACACCUUACUACUUGAUGAUUUUGAUGUCUAUGAUUAUUUGAUGAAGUCGGAAUGGUCGUGGUUGAAGGACUUUUUCUAUGAAAACAUAGUAAAGACUAUGUCAGAACAGGAAAGGAUGUCAUUGACCCCUGGGCCUGGGGCGAGGCAAGCUUUGCAGUUGACACAACAGUUUCUAUCGCACAGUGUUGUAGAGCGACCAUCUCCUUUGGAACCUCCUGCACAUGCUAAAAACACACCUAUGUGUCUUGCGGGUCCAUUUCUACCAGAGCCCGAAACGAAAGUAGAAGGUCCUUCAAACGAGCAACCUUAUAAUAGAAAUGUAUUAUGGACAUUCGAAGAUAUUCACAUGUUAGUUGGCAGCGAUUUGCCAAUAUUUGGUGAUAAGGACCGACCUUGUGUCAGUCUCCGCUUAAGAGAUGCUAGAGACCCCAUAAAUGUACUAACAGGGAUCGAUUAUUGGUUAGAUAAUUUAAUGUGCAAUGUUCCGGAAGUGUUAAUGUGUUACCAUUUAGAUGGUAUUGUGCAGAAAUAUGAACCGAUGAAGACUGAAGAACUACCGAAUAUGGAGAAUUCUAAAUUCUCACCUAAAGUGAUAAGGAAUGUGGCUCAGAAUAUAUUAUCAUUUUUAAAAUCUAAUGUUACUAAAGCGGGACAUACUUAUUGGUUGUUUAAAGGGCCUCAUGAUGAUGUGGUUAAGUUAUAUGACUUAACGUCUUUAUGUCCUGAUAGUUUAGACAACCCUUUCACAACACCCGUAGCGAUGUUGUUAUACAGGGUGGCUAGGAAUAUGAGAUUGACUAAUCGGUCUAGACAUGUCAAACAGUUGUUGGAACAUGUUGUUAAGUUGUUGAAGAUAGAAAGGUAUCCGCAAAUUGUUGCUUCUUCUCAUUAUAUGUUGGCGGAUUUGUAUGUACCGGCGACAACUAACCCUGCGAAUCCAGAUUUUAAAGAUGAAAGUUCAGAUUCGGAAGAUGAAGGGGAUUUUACAGAGUUUGCGAGGGAAGCAACGGCCGAUGAUACGAGUGAAAGAGACGGGGAAUGUGACACCAAAACGUGCAAAAGGGAUGAAGAUAACGACAAAGUUGAGAUUACUAGUGAACAUUCAGAUAAGGAGGAAGACACUAACGAGGCUGAUAAGGAAGAGGAAAUCAAGGACAAUGGCGGCCGUGAGUUGGCGCUCAGACAUAUCGGAGAUCGGGUCAAAGAUACAGCACCGGAUGCUAAAGAGAAGUCGUCAAGUAGCGGAGGUUUGGGAGUACAAGUGCCGGAGCGAUGUGGGCGCGCGCUCAGACAUGCUUUGCGAGGUCUUUGUGCACUGCACCAUGUUACUAUCGGCAGGAAUAAGGAUGAAGAACGUGAACGUUUGAAACAACAAAUAAUAAUAGAAGAGCAACAUCCUAAAAUGGCGAAUCCUUACGAACCAAUAAAAAUGAACUACGAACCGUUAAAAAAGAAACAAGAUCCAAAAGAACAUGUAUCUAGAAGUAGAAGAAGGAAACGAGAGAGGAAGAACACAGAAAAAACUGGAAACUAUUUAAUAGAAGCUAAUUCGAAUAUAGAUAAGAACGCCAUUUUGAUUCGCAAGGAAAACAAGAUGGCGUCCUGGCAUGAACCGAAUCGUGAUGAUAAUUUCGCUUGGAAAUUACAUUUGAAGACGUUGUUGUAUGAAAAAAUUUGUCUCGCAUACGCGACUUUAGCAGAAUAUAGUUACUCACAUGAGCAAUAUGGUUUCUCGUUAAAAUAUAUUGACAUGGCGAGUAAAUGUCAAACUUUAUUAAGUAACAUGAUAAUAAAAAGUCGCGUUGUCGACGCUAGUUGUUUGAUAGGUCGCGUUGGAGAUAAUUUCUUUCAGCUCAGCAAACAUUGGAAUAGAUUGGAACAGUUUAGGAAGCAAUUCGAAACGGAUCAUGAAAUUGACAGCAGUAUCAAAAUGGAGAUUGAGAAUGAUAUGUGUGAAGAAAUAGAAGGUGACGCCAAGGAUGAGUUUGAUUUAGAUAUAUCGCUGCCGUCGAGCGAGACGGAGGCGAUGCUGCAGUCGUGCGGGCACUACCGGCGCGCGGGGUGCGCGGGGCACGCUGCAGCAGACAAGCGGCCCGAGCUGCUGCGCCGCCUCGCCUCCGUCUGCAACGAGCUCGCCGUGCGCUUCAUGAAUGAUGCACAACAAAUUUAUAUGAAAUACGUAGAGGAACCUGACCAAAAGGAUCCUAAAGCUAAAUUAUUACUAAAACAGUUUAAUAAUCUGUCCAAAAGGUCAUCAGAAUGUUUAGACGAAGCGACAGCGAUAUUUGAACAAGUUAAUGAUAUACCCAAUUUAGCAUUAUUAUAUUGUAAUAAAGGAAGAUAUAUGCGUUUCAAAGCGCAUUGCGAUCAAGGUGGAUUUGGUGCGGAAAAGAGAAGUCUGUACAACCAGGCGGAGGAGCUAUACCUAUCAGCUCUGAAGUUGCUUGGUCCUCGCGAGUCGUGCGGCGCCGCCUCCAUCUGGGAGCUGGUCUGCUGGGAGCUGUCCUGCCAUCUGUACACGCGCGCCGUGCUCAUGCAGGACUGUCCUGGCUUGUAUACUAAUGAGGUGACGGAGGUGGCGGAGGCGUUCAAGCACGCGCUCAAGUACUGUCCUCUCAGUCCGGGCCCGCGCCAGUACUUGUACCAGUUUAGGGCAGCCAUGAUAUACCACAGACUGGGAUCACUAUACCACUCGCAGUUCAGAAUAACUGUCGAGGAAGGCGCCCGUCGCCGGGCAUUGUUAAACGCAACCCGUAUACAAUAUGAAUCCGCGGCGAAUCUAUUCGCUGUCCUGGAAGACGCUGGAAUGGUGCUCACUGUCCGACUGGAACACGUCGCAGCGAUGGAGACGCAAGCUGCUGUGUCACCUAACCUAAAACUGAAAUCAUUACAAACCGCAGUCCAACUUUUACGUCAAUGUCAUUCUGUAAUGACAUUACUAAAAAACAAAGAUCCAGAAGAGAAGGAGCCACCGAAACCCGAAGACGUUGACGAGAAGACAAUAAAGAACGAACACAGUCUUCUUUCUUUAUACGAAAAUAGGUUGCAUUUUAUACUAAAAAGUAUAAUACAAUAUUGUAGGUCGAAAUCAAAUAAAGAUUAUGACAAAAUGACAGAUAUGUAUAAAAAAUUGUAUUGUGCCAGUUUGAAAAUUAAAAAGAAUGAUGAUAUAAGAUUGUAUGCGGCCAGUAUUUGUGACGUACUCACUUCUAUGGACGAGAUAUCGAAGGAGUUCGAAUAGUGCCUUGUUAUUUUAAGAGAAAUAAAAAACAAUUGACUAAAAUACAAUUUUUUUUUCAUCUGUAACCAUCUACUAAUGUGAUUUAUGUGACUGACUAAUUAAAUUAGUUUUUUAAGGUUUAUUUAAGUUUUUGUCAAAACGAUUAAAAAAAACAUGGUU